Messenger RNA from Knipowitschia caucasica, 249 nucleotides. NCBI's taxonomy places the organism in Eukaryota, Metazoa, Chordata, Actinopteri, Gobiiformes, Gobiidae. The record is from the annotation of a GenBank genome assembly.
AUGUGGUCUCCCAGUGUGGCUGACCCCGCUGACCAGAGCUUGGGCCUGCUGCUGGGGCCUUCAUUUCCUCAGAAACAUCACUCCGGGGCCAGAGGCGAUGCUGAACCAGGACCAGACCAGGACCAGACCAGGACAAGUGCAAGAGCUGCAAUUUCUGACGACGCCUCCAGCUUCAUUAGCAACAACAAUGAAACAACUUUUGGAAUGAACACCUCCAUUUUAGGUGCACUUCUGCAGCUGUCAGACUGA